Messenger RNA from Trypanosoma grayi, 659 nucleotides. RefSeq lists its product as hypothetical. The record is from RefSeq and is a predicted model, not a curated record. The annotation marks the transcript as partial. Lineage: Eukaryota; Euglenozoa; Kinetoplastea; Trypanosomatida; Trypanosomatidae. The transcript has a single exon.
AUGCCGUACCGGCUGCUCGCCACAAACAUACCGCUGCACGUGACGGCGGAGGAGUUCUACGACUACGUGCGAGCCCACGCCGGCGGAGACGCAGUCGUCAACGCGCUUCUCAUCACGCGGCCGGCUGCGGAGGCGGCAGUUACCGAGUCGUCAUGCGGCGCCGCGCUGGUGGACUACGCCACGAAGAGCGCCGCAGAUACGGCAAGGUGUGCCAACUUCUAUGUGGACGGUGCGCACGUGUUGCUGAAGGGGGUUGGAAUUGCUGCUGCUACUGCUACUGCUACCAAACCUGCACCAGCAACACUGCGCAGCGCCGAGGCAGAGGCGGAAGAGGGCCGUGAGGCGUACCGGCAGCUGCAGUGCGGUGUAAACGCCUCCCACCGCCGUAACGUUCCCACUUCAUCGUGUGCUGUUUUUACUACUGCUGCUGGUGACGAGGCUGCGAUGACUUCAGUGGGUCUCAAGCGUCCGCGUGAAGACGCCGGCGGGGAAGCGCAGGAGAUGGAGCUCCGCCUCUUGGGGAUCCCAUGCGAUGUGUACGGCCAUUUUCUCCCCAGCAUAAACGGCAGCGCUGGCGACAACGACGACGCCGCCGUGCCCGCGAACGGUGCGACGCGGCGCUCCGCCGUCGACCUCUUCGCCGACGUCGCUCUCAGCGU